This is a messenger RNA of Pseudocercospora fijiensis CIRAD86, 3752 nucleotides long. RefSeq lists its product as uncharacterized. Bases 159 to 3011 code for a protein of 950 amino acids. Gene Ontology annotation, molecular function: protein phosphatase activator activity. The record is from RefSeq and is a predicted model, not a curated record. Gene Ontology annotation, cellular component: protein phosphatase 4 complex; nucleoplasm. The transcript is spliced from 2 exons. Gene Ontology annotation, biological process: DNA damage response; protein dephosphorylation. NCBI's taxonomy places the organism in Eukaryota, Fungi, Ascomycota, Dothideomycetes, Mycosphaerellales, Mycosphaerellaceae.
CGCCACUGCGACGCGCUCCGCUGCUGGCCGACCGGGAUCGCAGGAAAAGUCUGCACUUGGGUCGCGCCCGGUCUCCACACCACACCACCACCACCCGGCGCAUAAUUUUAGAAACCCGUCACGGAUGAGCUGGCGGGGCGGUGACAGCAGUUGCGAACAUGGCGCUCGCUCCUGCGAACCAGGACAAGAAGCGCGUGAAGGUGUACGAGCUGAAGAAUAAUGACUGGUAUGAUCGCGGUACUGGGUUUUGCGUGGGCAGCGUCUUCAGCGCACCCGACGCGCCGCCUGAACAGCUUGAUGCGGGCAUAGUAGUCACCAGCGAGGACGAGCCCAUACGCACAUUGCUCGAGACGCGCAUAGCCAAGGACGAUGGCUACCAGAAACAGCAGGAGACGCUGAUCGUGUGGACCGAGAGCAAUGGCGUGGAUAUGGCCCUGAGUUUCCAGGAGGCCGAAGGUUGCGCGACAAUAUGGGAAUUCGUGAGUGACAUCCAAUCGCGUCUUGUGCCCGAGGACGGCAUUUCAGAUGAUCUACUGGAUCCCGUGCAUCCAAUAACACUUCCCGAUCCGGUUUUGGGAAGAUUGGAGGAAGUGGUGGAUGCGAUACGGACCGCUUCGGCAACGCCAGCUGGUCGGGAUGCGCUGUCCAAAUUCAUCAUGAGCCCGGAACAGAUGUACAUUUUGAAGCUUGCGCCGCUGGUCGAGCAGGCCGAAGAGCAAGAACUGACGCAGGAGCUCCACCGAUUAUGCACCAUCCUGAAGCACAUCAUAUUACUCAACGACACCUCCAUAAUUGAGUUCAUCGUGACCGACCAAGCAAUUAUGGGUGUCGUUGGCGCGCUUGAAUAUGACCCUGAUUUCCCUUCACAUCGUGCCAACCAUCGCCAAUACCUUUCCGACACCUCUAAAUUCAAGGAAGUCGUCAAGAUUGAUCACAUCGAGAUCAAGAAGAAGAUCCACUGCACGUACCGUCUUCUCUACUUGAAAGACGUGGUUCUGGCGCGCAUUCUCGACGAUCCUACGUUUUCCGUGCUGAACUCUCUUAUAUUUUUCCACCAGGUUGACAUUGUCAAUCAUCUCCAGUCCAACCAGAACUUUCUCAAAGAGCUUUUCAGCAUCUUCACGAAUAGUGAGGCAGACGAUAAGCGGAAAAAGGACGCCGUCUUAUUCAUUCAGAACUGCUGUGCAGUGGCGAAGAACAUCCAAGCAGCGUCAAGGAACCAGCUCUAUCAAAAUUUCAUUCACCACGGUCUGUUUAAUGUGAUCACUUUCGCACUGCGCCAUCACGACGCAUCUGUGCGCGUGGCGGGUACGGAUGUGUUGGUAUCGUUGAUCGACCACGACGCGCAUCUGGUCAGGAACCACAUCAUCAAGGCCGUCAACGAGAAGACCACCCCUCUUACAGACACCAUAAUUGAGCUACUCCUUGUCGAAGUCGACUUGGGCGUCAAGAGUCAAAUGGCCGACGCGAUUAAGAUUCUCCUCGAACCAGCCUCUGUGAACGCCGGUAUGGAGAUUAUGAAUCGCCAGGGCAAUGCUGAGAUGCUCGCUAAGCGCGGCAUUGGUGGAGAUGCAGGUCAUCCAGGACAUAGAGGAUUCCCGCCGCACACCAGCCAGUUCAUUCAAAAUUUCUAUGAAGACGGCGCGAGGCGCCUUUUCCAGCCUUUGAAGGAUCUAGAAGGUCGACAAAGCAUGACCGGUCUGAGUGUGCAAGAGACGAGCUUAUACACGCACCUGGUCGAAGUUCUCAGCUUCUUCGUGCGACAACACGCCUACCAAAGCAAGCUCUUCAUUCUCUCCGAAAAUCUCCAUUCCAGGGUCGCACAGCUCCUAAUGUGUCCGCAAAAGUAUAUGAAGCUUAUUGCGCUCAAAUGGUUCCGGACAUGCAUUGCUCUGCAGGACGAAUUCCACAACAGACAGCUCAUACAGCAUCGGCUGUUUGAGCCAAUCCUCAACAUUGUGUACGAGACGAUGCCUCGCGACAAUUUGCUCAACAGCGCCUGUCUGGAGCUUUUCGAAUACAUCAAGCGGGAGAACAUCAAACAGCUCAUAUAUCAUCUGGCUGAGACGUAUCGGGAACGGCUAAUGGGGAUCACGUACGUCAAUACAUUUCAGGGCAUCGUGCAGAAGUACGAUCAGUAUCAGAGUCCAUACCAGCCGAUCAAUGGCGAGGGCGAUACUAGUUUUACAACUGAGCCAGACACGCCGGAUGCGUUCAGAGGCCGGGUGCUGAAUGGACGGCAAGUGUUCAGUGGCUUGAAAGAGCCAGACCCAGAUGAGGAUGCAUACUUCAACACUGAUGAUGAUCUCGAUGCCGACCUUGGUGAUGACGAUGAAGGACUACCAACCACAGCGACUCCGGGCCGACUGGGCUUGCCUAACGGACAUGCCAGCCCAUUGAAGCCAUUAGUCAACUACCCCGAUGAUGACGAUGACGACGACAUGGAUAUUCUUGCCUCUAGCCCUGACCUCUCGAAGGAAAAGAGGAGCAGUGCCUCUUCUGACCCAGAUACUUCCACUGACUCGCCUGGCGAAAGGAGAGGGCGAAGUAGAGAGCGCACGGCUGUGGAUGGUUCACCGCCUGAACCUAUUACUGUGAAGCGAAGAAGAGAGGAAGAUGAGGACGAUGAUGAGCUUGGAAAGCUGAUGGGCGGUGGGGUGAAGCGGCGCAACAGCUCGGCUUCCUCUAAUCACCGUAAGACUGGUCUGCUCGCAAGUCAAUUGGAUGGGACGACAUUAGGACUGCCGAUGGAGAGUCUGCCUAAUCCAGGUGAUCUGGAUGAACAAAAGAUGGACACCAACGUCGAAGCCAACACCAACAUGCCACAAGCUCCAUCAGUUGGAGCUCCAGAUCAUGGUAACACUCUUAGGCGGAAAGGUAGCCUCAAGGUCAAGAACGAGGGUGCGACCAAUCCUGGACGAUACGCCAUCAAGCCCGUAGAGAGUUCAGGCGAUCGGGAGAACACUGGUGGCGAAGAAGAAAAGAAGAGCAAUGGGGGCGGGGGCGGAUAGAAGGCGUCUAUUGCUCUUCCCCGAACCUCAACCAUCCAGUAUCCAUUGAUAUUGAAGCCUUUUGGGUUUCAACUUCAGCGCAACCAUCGCUAUCAAACUCUCUACAAACAGCGAGGCUUUGUAUCAAGCACUUACGCGCGGCGUCCAGUGCGCAACCUGGCGAGCCUGCUUUGGGCCGGUAACGACGAUCUCCGCAACGAAGGUGUAGCUGCGAUGAAGCUGAAGGUCAGCCGCGCACAUUUGUCUGAAGAAGACGAAGAAUCUCUUGACGCCACAGAGGUCGACUCCGUGAUCUCAGGUUUCAGCUACAGCAAGUACGACGAUGAAGAUUACCACGAGCGCUGGAAAGACCUCAUCCAAUUCUCAGGCACGAACUCUGCCUGUUCUGAGAUGAGGCUGCCACUGGCCAAAGUCGGACAGCUCAUGCAUGACUUUGAAAUCGCACGUCUGAGCCCUUGUGGUACCUGGUGCAAGCACCGCAUGUCUGGCGGCCUUUUCAGGACGAGGAGAUGGAAUGCUUUAUAGAUGAGAUGAGACUGCUGUAGAUGAGUAUCUGGCUAGCGACUCCUCACCUGAAAAUUUUAGCGUUCAUGCCUUCUUUUUGCUUUUUUGAGCGAGCGUAGAGGCAGGCAGGCAGGCAGGCAUUAACGUAACGAAGUAGCAUUAUUGUAUGAAGUGUAUUAUAGCUCAUAAAAGGAAUGAAUGGAGAGCGUGUGUGUGACGUGCAACGCUUGAGAUGAG